GAUAUCCUACCCUCAACAGUGCCCAAAAUGUCCUCGAUGUCGUAGUAUAACGAGUUUUUUUGUGAACAAAAGUUGUUUUGUUAGUUGUUGAUAUAAAAAUGAGUGAUCAUGGUUACUAUUUUGAUGACCCAAAUCGAAAUCUGUCAUAUUUUAGACCGGAAGCUAGGACUGUUUCAGAGCUUCGAUAUAUCGGAUGGAAUGUUCCACCAGACGACCUGCAAUAUAUCCCGGAACAUUGGCUCAAACACACUGAACCCGAAAAAUCUAUGCACUAUUUACUUGCUUUGGUCUAUACACUUUUUACGGUAGCGUCAUUGACUGGAAAUGGUUUGGUUAUUUGGGUUUUUAUGAGCGCUAAAUCCCUGCGAUCGCCAUCAAACCUCUUUGUUGUGAAUCUAGCUAUUUCGGACUUUUUAAUGAUGCUCAAAGCACCCGUUUUUAUAUACAACUCUAUAAAUUUUGGGUUUGCUUUGGGCAAUCCCGGAUGUCAACUAUUUGGUCUUUUUGGCGCAUAUGCUGGUAUUGGAGCAAGCCUAACAAAUGCUUUUAUAGCUUACGAUCGACACAGUGUUAUAACUCGACCAAUGGCUGGAAAACUAUCCUUCACCAAAGCUCUGUGUUUUGUAGCAUUUAUUUGGAUAUACAGCACACCAUGGGCAUUGAUGCCGUUCUUCAAAGUAUGGGGCCGUUUUGUUCCAGAGGGCUACUUAACUUCGUGUUCAUUUGAUUAUUUGACAGAUAACUUUGAUACACGUCUUUUUGUUGCAACCAUAUUUUUCUGCAGCUUUUGCAUGCCAACAGCAAUGAUCCUCUAUUAUUACAGCCAAAUUGUAGGACAUGUUUUUAGCCAUGAGAAGACACUACGUGAACAAGCCAAGAAGAUGAACGUUGAGUCACUUCGAUCGAAUGUCGACAAAAACAAAGAUACCGCUGAAAUACGAAUUGCCAAAGCAGCUAUUACCAUUUGCUUUUUGUUCUUUGUAUCAUGGACACCAUAUGGCGUUAUGUCUCUAAUCGGGGCAUUCGGAGACAAAAGCCUUCUGACACCUGGAGUCACAAUGAUUCCGGCGUGCACGUGCAAAAUGGUUGCUUGUAUCGAUCCAUAUGUGUACGCUAUAAGUCAUCCUAAAUACAGGUUAGAGCUGCAAAAGCGUCUUCCUUGGUUGGCCAUCAACGAAAAGGCACCAGAAGCAGCUAGUGCCGCAUCAACAGGAACAACGCAGGAAAAUCAAACAACGACAGCGUAGAUGAAACUCUUUUUUUUUUAUUGCAUUCUUCGAGUAUUAAGUACCUAUUAAAGUAGAUCUUAAAGUAAGAAUAUAGUUUUUUAAAGUACACCUAAGUUUUGGAUUAAAAUGUUGCUGAACUUGGCUAAAUCUAUACGAAACUGAUCUUAAUGACGAAUCUUGCUUACGCGUACCGGACCGAAAAGAUAGCUGAAAUUUGUAAAAAAAAAACUAAGCAUGUAUCAGGCGAUAAAACAUGUUUUAUGUUGACUUAAUAAUGUAUUAUUUAUUAUUUGUAGAUGUUUAUUUGAAAAGAAAUAUAUAGAACAAUUUUUGCAAACUAUUAAAAAAGUAUGAA
Molecule: messenger RNA, 1584 nt
Organism: Eupeodes corollae
Lineage: Eukaryota; Metazoa; Arthropoda; Insecta; Diptera; Syrphidae
Product: opsin Rh3
Exons: 4
Coding region: 99-1247 (382 amino acids)
Biological process (GO): G protein-coupled receptor signaling pathway; visual perception
Cellular component (GO): membrane
Molecular function (GO): G protein-coupled receptor activity
Source: RefSeq, a predicted model, not a curated record